UCAGACCCUUGAUUUCAGGACUAUUUCUCAAUCAUGUUCUUCAGCUUUCUCAAGUCAAGUCCUGAGCUGUUGCUAUCAUACUUUAUAUUCUUUUAUUUCCGUAUACUUGAGCUGUUUUGCUUAUCAAUUACUACUAUCAUACUUGAUACUCUUCGAACAUAUCCCACUUCUCAGUCUAAGGUUUCUUCACAUUCAUGGUUAUGGAUCCUAGGUUCAACAGGUUGCUCGACUCCUCUGCGACCGAAUUCCAGUUGGAAAAUGAGAUCAUUCUUUCUACCUUAAAAGAAUCACAGGACAUUCCAGGCAACCAUAAGGAUGCCACUUCAAUGACACCUGCUCCUACUUUGGACUCCCGAAAUGAUCACGACUCUGGUCCCACAAUCGAGUACAUUAGCCAGGUGCUACUCGAUGAUAGUAACAUUGAUGAGAAUAAUAAUCCCUGCUUGAUUUAUGACCCUAAUUCCCUCAGAGCUGUCGAAUUCCAGUUGGAAAAUGAGAUCAUUCUUUCUACAUUAAAAGAAUCACAAGACAUUCCAGACAGCCAUAAGGAUGCCACUUCUAUGACACAUGCUCCUACUUUGGACUCCCAAAAUGAUCAUGACUCUGGUCUCGCACUCAAGUACAUUAGCCAGAUGCUAAUGGAUGAUAGUAACAUUGAUGAGAAUAAUUACCCCUGCUUGUUUUAUGACCCUAAUUCCCUCAGAGCUGUUGAGAAUGUCUUUUAUGAUGCCCUUCAUCAAAACCCUUCAGUGCCUUAUCAAGUACCUCUUUUUGUUAACAAUAAAUCUGGGAGCCUGGACAGCACAUUUGGGUGCUCCGGUGAUUAUAGUACCGGACUAUUUAGUUCUUCAUAUCGCUUGAAUAGUAUAGUGAAUACCAAAAUGGACACUUCUGAAACUGUUAUGUUGGGUCCAAAUGUGUUUAAUGAUACUGAGUCAAUCUUGCAAUUCAGGAGAGGUGUAGAGGAAGCAAGUGGAUAUUUUCCUUCCGGAAAUCAGUUGCUUUUCAAUAUAGAGAAGGGGCAUUCAUCUGAUUCCUCUAGAGGAAAGAAGCACCAACACCGAGGUGAUGUCGGGUUAGAGGAAGAAAGAAGCAGUAAGCAAUCUGCAGUUUAUGGGGAGGAUGAGGUGCUUGAGUUAGUAGAGUUGUUUGAUAAGAUUUUUCUGUUCUCCAAUAAUAUGGAUCCUCCAUCUGUAGUUGAAAAGAGCACCCAACAGAAAGGGCGAGGUCGUGGGAAGGGAUAUUCAAAGAAACAAGGAGGGGCUUGUGAAAAUGUGGAUAUAGAGUCUCUUUUAACCAGCUGUGCACAGUCUAUUGCUGAAGCUGAUCAUAGGAUUGCAGAAGAAAAGUUAAAGAAGAUUAGGCAGUACUCUUCGCCAACCGGUGAUGCAAAUCAAAGGCUGAGUCAUGCUUUUGCAAAUGCUCUUCAGGCACGGAUGGAUGGAACUGGCGCACAACAAUAUGCGGCGCUAGCUUCAAAUAAGAUCACAGCUUCUGGAAUGAUAAAAACUGGCCCCUUCUUAUCAAAAAUCUCUCACAAAGACCUGGAGGACCUCCUAAACUUCGAAUAACUGGAAUUGAGCUUCCCCAACCUGGUUUUCGUCCAGAAGAAAUGGUACAAGAGACUGGUUGUUUUUUGACAAAAUAUUGUGCACGAUUUGGAGUACCAUUUAAGUACAAUGCCAUAACAACUCAAAGUUGGGAGACGGUUAAACUUGAGGAUUUAAAGCUUGUGACUGGUGAGAUUGUUGCUAUUAACUGUUUGUAUCGAUUCGAAAACCUACAUGAUGAAACAGUGGUUGAUUUUGAUUCUCCGGAUUUCCCCAAGGGUGCAGUUCUAAACUUAAUCCGUGAAAUAAAUCCAAAAAUUUAUGUGCAAUCAGUUCUAAGCGCAGCCCACAGCUCUCCUUUCUUUUUUACUCGGUUCCGAGAAGCUCUCUUUUUCUACGCUGCAAACUUUGAUAUGUAUGAUGCUACUUUACCCGGUGAUGAUCCUCAGAGGUUGAGUAUUGAAGAAUCCAGGGCAUGUGAAAUAAUGAGUAUCGUAGCUUGCGAGGGCAUGGAAAGAUUAUAUAGGCCUGAAACAUACAAGCAGUGGCAUUUGCGAAAUAUGAGAGCUGGGUUAAAGCCUAUGCCCGUUAGCCCGGAGCUUGUGAAGGAUUUAAGAGACAAGGCGGAGGCAAGGUAUCGCAAAGAGUUUCUGUUUUCAGAAGAUGGUCAUUGGAUAUUGCAGGGAUGGAAAGGUAGAACUUUUUGUGCUAGCUCUUGCUGGGAAUCUGCAGAAUGAGAAACUAAGAAACUAUGAUAGCAUGGUAGCAUGUUUACAUUAUUUACUGGUGCCAACAUGCCAAGGCCCUAACUUUUACUUAGAUGUUCUGAGGAAGUGCUGUUUGGAAACAUCAAUUAUGGUUGUGGUCUAGUUUCGGAUGCAUUCUCUUUGAAAGUAGUUCCAGGUGAUCAUUUGAUCGUGUGAAAGUACAUGCUCUCCAUGGUAGGUCAUGGCAUUCUCUAACAUGAAACCUUGUCUUACUCUCUUUAACCUGUUGAUGCUAAUGGCUUUUGUUCGUUUAUGAUUAAAUGCUUUCCUUUUUAUCCAAGUUAAAUGUUCAUCUCACUUUUGUCUAUAUCUCUAGUAUAAUUUGUGUCAUUAUUCCUUGAUGGUACAGUUUCCUCCUCUAAUAAAAUUUUAUUAUUUCUAAACAA
Molecule: messenger RNA, 2703 nt
Organism: Cuscuta epithymum
Lineage: Eukaryota; Viridiplantae; Streptophyta; Magnoliopsida; Solanales; Convolvulaceae
Source: the annotation of a GenBank genome assembly